AUGGGUAUCGAUUUGGACCGUCACCACGUGCGCAGCACUCACCGCAAGGCACCCAAGAGCGACAAUGUCUACCUCAAGCUCCUGGUGAAGCUGUACCGCUUCCUGGCCCGCCGUACCGAUGCCAACUUCAACAAGGUCGUCCUCAGACGCCUUUUUAUGUCCCGCAUCAACCGUCCUCCCGUCUCUCUGUCCCGCAUUGUCGGCCAGACCAAGCGCGGCCAGGAGGGCAAGACCGUUGUCGUUGUCGGCACCAUCACCGACGACAACCGUCUCCUCGAGGUCCCCAAGCUGACCAUCGCCGCCCUGCGAUACACCGCCACCGCCCGUGCCCGCAUUCUCGCUGCCGGCGGUGAGGCUCUGACCCUCGACCAGCUCGCUCUGCGUGCCCCCACCGGCAGCAACACCCUGCUGCUCCGUGGCCCCAAGAACGCCCGUGAGGCCGUCAAGCACUUCGGCAUGGGUCCCCACAAGAACAAGAAGCCCUACGUCCAGUCCAAGGGCCGCAAGUUCGAGCGUGCCCGUGGUCGCAGAAGGUCCCGUGGUUUCAAGGUUUAA
Neoarthrinium moseri is the source of this 555-nucleotide messenger RNA. RefSeq lists its product as uncharacterized. Gene Ontology annotation, biological process: translation. Gene Ontology annotation, cellular component: cytosolic large ribosomal subunit; ribosome. The transcript has 3 exons. Lineage: Eukaryota; Fungi; Ascomycota; Sordariomycetes; Amphisphaeriales; Apiosporaceae. The record is from RefSeq and is a predicted model, not a curated record. The coding region runs from base 1 to 555 and encodes 184 amino acids. Gene Ontology annotation, molecular function: structural constituent of ribosome; RNA binding.